Impatiens glandulifera is the source of this 1862-nucleotide messenger RNA. RefSeq names its product beta-glucosidase 13-like. The coding region runs from base 111 to 1649 and encodes 512 amino acids. The transcript is spliced from 13 exons. The record is from RefSeq and is a predicted model, not a curated record. Gene Ontology annotation, biological process: carbohydrate metabolic process. Gene Ontology annotation, molecular function: beta-glucosidase activity. Lineage: Eukaryota; Viridiplantae; Streptophyta; Magnoliopsida; Ericales; Balsaminaceae.
CAUCUUCCUCAACUUCUCAUCCUUCAUUCUAUGGUGUUUAGCAGCAGCAAGAAUCUACUAUUGGCUUAAGAACUUCAAUAUCUGGAGCAAGAAAUUUGGAGAAGACAGAUAUGCUUGAGCAAUAUACACUCGUCUUUCAGACUCUUACCAUUAUAUUUCUCAUUUUUGCCUUUUCAACAUUCGCCACUGAAGUAUUGGAUCGUACUUACGAUAUCUCUCUAAUGAUGAAUCGGAGGAACUUUCCGGAUGAUUUCGUCUUCGGAUUUACAUCUUCCGCUGGUCAGUACGAAGGAGCUGCGUUUGAAGACGGUAGAGGUCCAAGUAUUUGGGAUAAAUUUGCACAUGAAUAUCCAGACAAGAUAGCUGAUGGAAGUAAUGGAGAUGUUGCAAUUGAUUUUUACCAUCGUUACAAAACUGAUGUGGGAAUCUUGAAAGAUAUUGGGCUUGAUGCUUUCAGAUUUUCAAUCUCGUGGUCCAGGAUAUUGCCUUAUGGGAAAAUAAGUGGUGGUGUAAACGAUCAAGGCAUCAAGUUUUAUAACAACCUCAUUGACGAGCUCCUGGCGGCAGGUAUAAGGCCCUUUGUGACUUUGGAUCAUUGGGAUAUUCCCCAAGCUUUGGAAGAUGAGUAUCACAGUUUGUUGAGUGAUCAAUUUGUGGCUGAUUUUGUAGACUAUUCAAAUAUUUGCUUCAAAGAAUUUGGGGAUAGGGUAAAGCAUUGGAUAACAUUAAAUGAGCCAGCAACUUUUAGCAGCGGUGGUUAUGCAGAUGGGUCAUUAGCACCUGGUCGUUGUUCUUCCUGGCUAAACUGCAGUGAGGGGAAUUCGGCUACAGAGCCUUAUUUAGUAACACACCACCAUCUUCUUGCUCAUGCAGCAGUAGUAAAAUUGUAUAGAGACAAAUACCAGGGGAAUCAAAAAGGGGAAAUAGGAAUCACACUUGGUUGUCACUGGAUGGAGCCUCUUACAGAUAAACAAGAAGAUAUUGAAGCUGCACAAAGAGGUGUGGACUUUGCACUUGGAUGGUUUAUGGAUCCACUAGUUUAUGGUCACUAUCCUCAAACAAUGCGUGACCUUGUUGGCGAUAGGCUUCCCAAAUUCUCAUCACAAGAAUCUGAAAUGUUGAAAGGAUCCUUUGAUUUCAUUGGAAUAAACUAUUACACAUCUAACUAUGCGACUGUUGGACCUAAAUCCGAUCCUGAUAGGUUGAGUUAUCUCACAGAUUCACAAAUCACCAUAACAUAUGAACGCGACGGAAUACCCAUUGGCCCUGCGGCAGCAUCAUCUUGGCUUCGAAUCUAUCCAAAAGGUCUUUGGGAACUUCUUCUCUAUGUAAAGAACAAAUAUGGUGAUCCAACCAUAUACAUAACUGAAAACGGAAUGGAUCAAGUAAACAAUGCAACAAUACCGCUUGAAGAAGCCCUUGACGAUGAUAUGAGGAUCGAUUUCUAUUAUAGCCAUCUUUUGUAUCUUCAAAAGGCCAUUGCGGAUGGUGUAAAGGUGAAGGGAUUCUUUGGAUGGACGUUUAUGGAUUGUUACGAAUGGAGUGGAGGUUAUACAGUUCGAUUUGGCAUUAAUUUUGUGGACUACAAUGAUAAUUUAAAAAGGUAUCCGAAGAUGUCUGCUCUUUGGUUUAAGAAAUUUCUCGAGUGAUGGUGGUAUUCGAUGUAUUUAUACUUAUUUUUUCGAAUAAUGGGGAUGUCAUAAAGAUAAAUCUAAACAACAAAAUGUGAAGAACAAGCAACCCUCUGUUUUUGUUAGAAUAAUUUUAUUUUAAUAAGAUGGUGAUUGUAACAUAUAAAUAAUUUCAAUGCUUGUAUUGUAACAUUUUAUAUAUAGAGUUAAUAAUAGUAAAAGUUUGAGCAA